AUGUUUGGCUCAGCAUCCUCUGAUUGGUCUCAUCUCGUUGGUAGAGAGGGCAACGAAGCCGUCGAGAUAAUUAAGAAAGCAGGUUUUACCAAUGUUCAUAUUAUGGAGCCGGGUAUGAUGGGAACUAUGGAUUAUCGAACGGAUCGAGUUCGAGUCUAUGUGAAUGAACAAGGUAAAGUUGCAUUCACACCGACCGUUGGUCUCUGCUGGAUAUCGAUCAUUGGAGUUAUCCAGACUUUUAUUAUGAUUUCUGUGUUCGGAUUUAUCGUAGUCGAAACAAAUCGCAGUUGUAUUUAUCAAGUAAUUUGA
Adineta ricciae is the source of this 309-nucleotide messenger RNA. The record is from the annotation of a GenBank genome assembly. NCBI's taxonomy places the organism in Eukaryota, Metazoa, Rotifera, Eurotatoria, Adinetida, Adinetidae.